Molecule: messenger RNA, 756 nt
Organism: Perognathus longimembris pacificus (Pacific pocket mouse)
Lineage: Eukaryota; Metazoa; Chordata; Mammalia; Rodentia; Heteromyidae
Product: COMM domain-containing protein 8-like
Exons: 1
Coding region: 1-603 (200 amino acids)
Source: RefSeq, a predicted model, not a curated record
AUGGAGCCGGAAGACAGGACGGCCUUGUCGGGGCUGUGGAAGCUACCUGCAGAGCGGGGCUUGCCAUUUCUUCACAAAGUAAUUGAUGGCAUCUGUGGCCGAGCUUAUCCGCUUUACCAGGAUUAUCAUAGCGUCUGGAGUUCAGCAGAAUGGACACUUGUUCUAGAAGAUGUUACCAAGUUUUUCAAAGUUGUAGUUGGUAAAAGUUUAUCUGAUGAAGAGGUACUUCAGCAGUUGAAUCAGUUAAAUUCAUUUCAUCAAGAAGCUAUCAUGAAAUGCUUGAAGAAUAGGAAAGAUGAACUCAAGCAGGCUCUGUCAGGAGAAAUAGUUGAUAUUUCAUCUGCUCAGCUACAGGAUUUUGAUUGGCAGUUAAAGCUUGCACUUUCUAGUGACAAGAUUGCUACAUUACAAAUGCCACUUUUAAACCUUCAUCUAGAUAUUAAAGAAAAUGGUGAAGUAAAACCAUAUUUUGUUAAAAUGAGUAAAGAAGAGCUCCAAAAUCUAAUCACUUCCUUGGAAGCAGCUAAUAAGGUGGUCAUGCAGUUGAAACAGCUGGGAAUUAUAGAUACCAACAUGCUCAGAUAUUAUUGCUACCAAGGAUAAGACAGAGUGAAGACUGUGUUCAAAGAUCCUGCCAUGGUUGACUGCUCUCCUAGGCUGAGAGCAUAACAGUGCUGAUUCGACAAAGAUAAUCUAUCACCAUCCCUAAAGAACAGGAAAUUACAUGGUUGAUAGGAAAUGCAAAAACUGAAAGAU